This is a messenger RNA of Staurois parvus, 667 nucleotides long. The record is from the annotation of a GenBank genome assembly. NCBI's taxonomy places the organism in Eukaryota, Metazoa, Chordata, Amphibia, Anura, Ranidae.
AUGGAGCUGUGUGUGCUGCUGCUCCUGGUGGUGAUCCCGGCAUCUCUUGCACAGGAAGACUUGGAGGGUAAAGUGUUCCUCUUCCCCAGAGAAAGAAGCACGGAUCAUGUCAUUCUGAAACCUACAAUUACAAAGCCAUUGCAGAAAGUCACCGUCUGUCUACAUUCCUACAGUGACCUUAUACGUGUUUAUAGUCUCUUCUCUCUCGCUACUCCAGCCAGUAAAAAUGCUUUUAUAUUCUUCUCAAACUCUCCAAACUUCUAUUCUAUAAUUGUAAAUGGACAACAAAUCGUUAUUAGGACAGACUCAGAUUCUUUGAACUGGAGGCACGUCUGUGUGACCUGGGACUCCGACACUGGAGUGGUCCAACUUUGGGUCAAUGGAAAGCUCUACCCUAGGAGAGUCUUAGCUAAAGGGUUUUCUAUUGAUGAUGUGAAACCAGCAUUGUUCUGGGACAGACUCAUAAUAAAUAUACUUAUGGGGGAAAUUUUGACACUAUUUUUCCAUUGGUUGGAGAAAUAAGUGAUGUCCACAUGUGGGAUUAUGUCCUGACCCCAAGAGACAUUCAGAAAGUCAUCUCUGGUGACCGUUAUGGGAAUGUCAUUAAUUGGAAGUCUCUAGUCUAUGAAAUGAAAGGGGAAGAUCUUCUUCAACCCAAACUUCAGUG